AUGGGAGCUUCAACGCCUGAAGGUCUGGGCAGAAUAGAAGGAAUUGGAAAGGGGGAUCUUCGCCUGAAAGCUCUGGGCAGAAUAGAGAGAGAAAUGGUUUUUGAGGUGAGUAAAAUAACAAAAAUGGGAAAUGAAAUGGGUCCUCCAUGGUUGAAGCCAAUGCUGAAAACUGAUUAUUUCUUUCCCUGCCCGUUUCAUUCGGAUUCAAAUAAAAGUGAAUGCAAUAUGUAUUGCUUGGAUUGCAUGGGAAAUGCAUUCUGUUCUUACUGUUUGAUCCAUCACCAGGGCCAUCGCCUUGUUCAGAUAAGGAGAUCUUCAUAUCAUAAUGUGGUAAGGAUUAACGAAAUUCAGAAGUACAUAGACAUUUCUUGCAUACAGCCAUACGUUAUAAAUGGUGCGAAGAUCGUGUUCUUGAAUGAGCGACCGCAGCCGAAGCCCGGAAAGGGAGUUACAUACACUUGUGAAAUCUGUGCACGUAGCCUUCCGGACUCCUUCCGGUUCUGUUCCCUUGGUUGCAAGUUGAAUGGCAUUAAGAGAGGCGAUCCGGAGCUCACAUUUUCACACGAGAGAGGAGCAUGUGAUGAGAUGGAUUCAGAUGAUGAGCCAUCAACUCCAAAGAAGAUUGCAUUUUCAUCAGGUUCCGUUAGUUCGGGAGACGAGAAUGUCAACUGUAUGUCUCCCGAUACACCUCCUUUAUUCAAUCGUCAUAGAAGAAAAGGCAUUCCUCAUCGUGCCCCUUUCUAA
This is a messenger RNA of Fraxinus pennsylvanica, 744 nucleotides long. Lineage: Eukaryota; Viridiplantae; Streptophyta; Magnoliopsida; Lamiales; Oleaceae. The record is from the annotation of a GenBank genome assembly.